CAUUCUUUUUAUCUUCAUCAUCGCAUUCUAUUCGGUGACUCAAAACAAUUAGUCAACUCAAAUUUAUGACACAAGAUUUGCAUUUUGUUACAAAAUCUAAGACACUCAUAACACCUGCAGAUUGUCCAUUGUCAUUGAGAAUUGAAAUAAUAAGUUCAAUUAAGAUGUCAAAUCCCUCUAUGCUAGGUUUUAAGGGCUGGGUAAAUGCAGUUGGCCUUUUUACCGAUUUGCAUGGUUAAACUUAAUCAAAUCAACGUAGCAAAUUAGGUAGUAUUAGAACGGCCAGAACUUUUUAGCUAAUCCGCGAUUCUUGUUUUUUACUUUGGAUUCUUUGCCUCCUCUGGUCGGAUUUUCUUGUGAUUUCCUUUUACCAAUAACUAUGUCACAACUUUGAGAUAAAUCAGUUGGAAAUACAGUUGAAUUUUUGUUGAACGGUUCCUCAUUUCAUGACUUGCUCUUUCUGAUUAGGUAAGACUCUUUCUCUCUCUAGUCUAACUCCCUUUGAAAUUUAAAUAAUUGCGUGUUUUAGAUUGUAUCCAUAAGAUCACAGAGUAAAGAGGAGCAGGUCAACUAGUUUAUCUUUAACCCAAACCAUCAUAAAGAAAACAACUCCGAACAAGAGAUCCUUUAAUUUAUUUCCUUUUUCUUGACUUUCUGUGGAGUCAUUACCACCAAGUCCACCAUUAUGAAGCGGUUUAACAAACUCACUCCUUUACUUAAAUAGUUCAAACCCUUCAUUCUUAAAUAUACCUACUUUACUACUAUUUUAUUAAUGCUCAUUAAAACACCCCCUCCUGGCUGACCAUAACUCAUCUUAAGUAGAUUUCCCCAACCAUCACCAACAAACUCCAAAAUGGGCAAUUCCAUUCCACAGGGCACAAGCAAGGUUGUUUUUUCUGAUGGAACGGUCCAUUGUUACGACAAGCCUUUAACAGUGGCAGAGUUGAUGCUGGAACACCCUCAACAAAUGGUGGUUGAAUUCAAGCUGGUCGCGCAUGGGAAAAGGCCGAUUCCAUUGCCUGCUGACAUGAAACUUGAGAAGAACAAGGCUUACAUAAUGCUUCCAAUAAGGAAAGGCAAACCGUCAAGCUUGUCAUCCGAAGAAGCGCGGAAGAUUUUAACGAAAACAAGCACUAUGUUCAAGUCCAAGUCUCUAUUAGCUUCUUAUACAGGGUUCUUGCCAGUUUUUGCACGUAUAUUUCCAGCAGCAGUUUCUUCAUCGUCAUUGGGAACUGGUCGCGAUCAUGUUCUUAAUUCGGAUAAGAAUCUUUACUUGUUGAAGAAGGAAAAAGAGGACGAAGGAUCUAAACAUGAUUAUUUCAGUGAUAUUCUUGAAGGAAGGCCUGAAUUCUUAAGCAGACAAUUGUCAGGAAAAGGAUGGAAGCCCAGUUUAGAUACUAUUAAAGAGAAGAGCAUGCAAGUAAAAAUUCGUCAUUGGUUGUUUUAGGAGGGACAACUUUCGUCUCUGUGUCAUCAUUUCUACGUCUUUCCUGAUCUGCCGCGUGGUUUUUCUCUAUGUUUUUUUACCUUGUAUCUUUUAAAUUCCGUGGUAGGAUCUCAUCCAUUCCAGCUAGUAUCUAAACAUGGAUUUUAGUCUUGAUUAAGUUUAUUUUUAAUCUGUGACUUUCAAAAAGUCCAUGGUGUGGUGAAGUCUUGUCAAUGUGUAAUUUGUAGCUUUCAAUGCAUAGUGUGAUAAAGUAUUGUAAAUGUUUUUAGCUUAGCUUUUCAAGUAACGUAUCUAAAGUUGGAAUCAAGGAGAAAAGGGAAUUAAAUCAACUAUUGAAGAAUUAAAUACUCCCUAAGUAUAGAAAUUAUAUACUAUUUGAGAUGCUACAAGUAACAUAUAUUAUACUUUGUCAACCAAGAGUGAGGACACAUGCAAUUUGAUGUUAAUAUUUUACGUUUUGAA
Molecule: messenger RNA, 1909 nt
Organism: Capsicum annuum
Lineage: Eukaryota; Viridiplantae; Streptophyta; Magnoliopsida; Solanales; Solanaceae
Exons: 1
Coding region: 854-1447 (197 amino acids)
Source: RefSeq, a predicted model, not a curated record